Messenger RNA from Aspergillus niger, 4059 nucleotides. RefSeq lists its product as uncharacterized. Gene Ontology annotation, biological process: siRNA processing. Gene Ontology annotation, cellular component: nucleus; cytoplasm; RISC complex. Bases 1 to 4059 code for a protein of 1352 amino acids. NCBI's taxonomy places the organism in Eukaryota, Fungi, Ascomycota, Eurotiomycetes, Eurotiales, Aspergillaceae. The record is from RefSeq and is a predicted model, not a curated record. The transcript is spliced from 8 exons. Gene Ontology annotation, molecular function: RNA binding; ribonuclease III activity; ATP binding.
AUGACAGUUGCUGCGACUGUACUUCCCGCCGGCGAAGAUGCGCCCGCAUACCGCCCGCGCAGCUACCAGGUGGAGAUGUUUGAGGCGAAUGGGAACUGGCAGUGGGAAAACUCACAUGAACUGGAGAGUAAUCCGCACAAGUUGAUCUGGUUCUUAACGCCCACUGUCGCUCUAUGUCUGCAACAAUUCAAGUUCCUCUCCGACAAUAUUCCCGCCGUCAGGGCUCGGACACUCACGAGUCUAGAUAAGGUCGAGCUCUGGACAGAGCAGCCGGUCUGGGAUGCUAUCCUGAAGGAGAUGCAGGUGGUGGUGUCCACGCAUGCGGUUCUUGCCGAUGCGAUGAGCCAUGGGUUCGUCAAGAUCACCCAGCUGGGUCUGAUGAUUUUCGAUGAAGCCCAUCAUUGCAUGCGACGCCACCCUGCGAAUAAGAUCAUGCAGGACUUCUAUCACCCUGCUCUGGAAAGGCAUGGUGCAGAAGCUGUGCCUAAGAUUCUGGGCCUCACGGCUAGUCCGGUGGUGAGAUCGAAUCGACAGGAGCUACUGAAGAUUGAGUCCAAUCUUGAUGCGGUGUGCAAGACACCACGAACACAUCGAUCAGAGCUUAUGACACAUACUCAUCGACCACAUUUACAGCAGAUAUUAUUUACUCCGGUCCUGCUCGACGAUCUGCAGGAUGAUCCGUACAUCAAAAAAUUGAGAAAGAGCCCCCUUGACGGAAGAGCCUUGCAAAAAGUCCUCGAGUCUGGGAAAACUUAUUGCAAUGAUCAGCUAAAAAGAUUUGCGACUAGAAGCCUGCACAUCUUCGAAGAGCUCGGUGAAUGGGCUGCCGACUACUUCAUACACGCUUCCAUUGAGCAGCUCAAAGCAAGAGCCGGUAAUUCGGCGGAUACCAUGGGCUGGACCGACGAGGAGAAGGCAUAUCUAUUAGAUAUCGUCUCGAAACUACCCAUCCCGAAUAUUGAUCUCACCCACUCAGACCCAGAUAGAAUACCUAUUUCGUCGAAGUUCCGCUCCCUGCUGGAAUUCUUGGAUACAAAGGGCGAGCCCAACUUCUCUGGCCUGAUAUUUGCUAAACAGAGGGCUACAGUGAGCGUCAUGGAAAAGCUACUGUCCAUUCAUCCUGUGACGAAACAUCGUUUUCGAUGCGCUUCCUUCGUCGGCUGGUCCGGCGGUGGUAGCAAAGACGUUUUGGGUGAGCUCCUGGACGCCCGUAUGCAGCGUGAUACACUGAGCGAGUUCCGGACCGGUCAGAAAAACCUGAUUAUUGCGACGGAUGUGCUGGAGGAAGGCAUUGACAUUAGCGCUUGCAGUGUGGUGGUGUGCUUUGAUAAGCCGCCGAACUUGAAAUCGUUCGUGCAGAGACGAGGGCGCGCGCGGCACAGGCAAUCAACCUACGCUAUAAUGUUUGCUACAGAUGAUGAAUCUUCUGCACUGAGCAAGUGGGAGGACCUGGAACAGGCAAUGAUAGAAGCGUACGAGGAUGACGAAAGGCGACUGCGCGAGGCGUGGGCCCUGGAGGCCAUCAACGAAGAAGUGGUGGAAAGGCUUGAGGUGCAAUCGACCGGCGCUGUCUUGACGGCUGACACUGCCGUUGCACAUCUCAACCAUUUCUGCGCAGUCCUGCCGCGUCAACCGUAUGCGAGUAAUGAGCCCGAGUUCUCAUACGAGAAGGACGAUGCGGACCUAUUGAGAGGCACUGUCACUCUACCGUCCUGCGUCCAUCCCGGAGUCCGUCGUAUUCAGGGCCAGCGAUGGUGGCAGACCGAGCGAGCAGCCCGGAAAGAAGCAGCCUUUCAAGCCUAUAAACGUCUCUACGAGUUUGGUCUUCUGAGCGAUCAUCUACUUCCGUUUAAGAGGAAUUUAGAGCUCAAAGAGACCGAUCUUACCAAUUUACCAGCCCUUGUGGAAGUAUCGGAGCAGUACGAUCCUUGGGUCGACUGGGCUUGUUCCUGGUCAUCUCCCGAUGUCCACCAAACGCGAAUUGCCAUAAAGCACAACGGGGACUCACGCAUGUGUAUCAGGUUGACUAGUCCAACGAGCCUGCCUCCAGUUGAACCAAUGACCUUAUUCUGGGAUAGCGAGACAAUAUAUACGUUGGAUUUCGACAAACCAAAGCGAAUGAAAGAAAUUGCCGCUGAAAGCAUUGAAAAUAUGAGACUGGCAACCGCGCUAUACCUCCAGGCUGCAAGCUCUAGGCAAAUGAGGCCUGAACAAGAUUUUGUGACUUUGUUUGGACCGGACCUUACUGACCUUGAGUUGGCAGAAUGGCUCAACAAGCACGCAGGAGACGAGCCUGCGCUAGAGGUCUACUCUCGCAAGGACUUUCCUACGGUCAUGGGCAUUGUGCGGGACCGUUCACGCUACAAUGAGCCCAUGCUUUUCAAAAGGUGGGUUGUGUCUGGACAAGAUGACACGCCCAUAGUCGAACUUGAAUGCGACGCCGUCCCCAAGCGACGGAACCUGUUGCAUCGGCAAACAUUAGCUGCUAAGCAGCCUGAUAGUGAAACACCUGCCAUCUCCUCGAAGAUACGGCUUAUUCUUGCGGAAAAUUGCACCAUAGACAAACUCCCCUACGCCGAAACCAUCUUCGGCCGCUUCAUAUCGGUUAUACUGGAUAGACUAGAAGCUACAUUGGUUGCAACUAGACUAUGUGAAACGAUUCUACGCGAUCUAGAAUUUUCCAGCAUUCGUCAUAUUAUCACAGCCAUCACCGCGCCAAGUGCGCAAUCACUUACCAACUAUCAGCGAUACGAGUUCUUCGGAGACUCGGUCCUCAAAUUCACCGUCUCAUGCCAGCUUUUCUUCCAGCACCCCAACUGGCACGAGGGCUACCUUUCAGAAGGGCGAGACGAGAUCGUCCAGAACUCCCGUCUAGCACGAGCCGCUCUCGACGCCGGCCUCGACGCCUUCAUCAUGAACAAGAUGUUCACUCCUCGCAAAUGGAGUGCCCCCCUCAUCUCCGAAAAGAUCAGCCUCACCCCCAAGCAGCGAACAAUGUCCACCAAAGUGCUAGCCGACGUAGUCGAAGCCCUAAUCGGAGCAUCCUACAUUGACGGAGGCUUCGCCGCAGCACACGCAUGCAUUCAUCGCUUCCUCCCCGAAGUCAACCUCGAGAACAUCGACCGCACCACAGCCCCGAUGCCCAAAGACGGCGUCACGAACCACACCCUCAACGACGACCACCUAAUGGCCCACAUCGGCUACACCUUCACCAACAAAUCCCUCCUCGUCGAAUCCCUCACCCACCCAUCCUGCCAAUUCGACACAACCACCCAAUCCUACCAACGCCUCGAAUUCCUCGGCGACGCCGUCCUCGACAUGGCCAUCAUGUCGACCCUUCUCUCCCACCCACGCGAGAUCCCCCAAGGCCUAAUGACCAAGAUAAAACACGCCGUAGUAAACGCAAACCUCCUCGCCUUCUUCUGCAUGGAAUUCGCCCUCACCGAAAAACGCACCAACGUGCAAGUCACCCCCACCGGAACCGUAACCCUCAACCCCUCCACAGAACACAUCGAACUCUGGCGUUUCAUGCGAUACCAAGGCGCCCAUCUACAAACAGCCCGCGACCUCGCUCUAUCCCGCCACAGCUCCCUCCGCGGAUCCAUCAUCCACGGCCUUAAACACUCCCCAUCCUACCCCUGGAAAUCCCUUUCCCAGCUCAACGCCGAUAAAUUCUUCUCCGAUAUCAUUGAAAGUAUCCUCGGCGCUAUCUUCAUCGAUUCGCAUGGGAAUCUGGCGGAAUGUGAGAAAUUCCUUGAACGGCUCGGUCUUUUGAGGUACUUGAGACGGAUUCUUAAGGAUGAGGUGGAUGUUAUGCAUCCACGGAAUAUCGCGCAGCAGAUGGCGAAGGGGGAGAUUCGGUUUGAGGUCCUCCGCGUGCCGAAUGAAGGUGGUGGUGGCGGGGAGGAUGAUGGAGCGACGUAUCGGUGUACGGUGAAGAUGGCGGGCGUGGACGGCGUGGCUGUUGUUGUAGAGGGAUGUUUGACUAGUGAGGAGGCGGAGAUUACGGCUGCGGAAAGGGCCGUGGAGAUUUUGGUGGGGAGGGGAUGUAGUUUGUGA